Messenger RNA from Exophiala viscosa, 1997 nucleotides. Its product is annotated as TLD-domain-containing protein. Lineage: Eukaryota; Fungi; Ascomycota; Eurotiomycetes; Chaetothyriales; Herpotrichiellaceae. The coding region runs from base 74 to 1978 and encodes 634 amino acids. Gene Ontology annotation, cellular component: nucleus. The transcript is spliced from 2 exons. The record is from RefSeq and is a predicted model, not a curated record. Gene Ontology annotation, biological process: response to oxidative stress.
CAUGCCGUAUGAUGCUAAUGUCAACAUGUAUCUUCUAGACAUGCAAUAUGCAGAGUCCUACAGAUGAGUUAAAAUGGGUCAGUCGCAAUCCGCAGAACCCAGCAGGGAAGUGCCGGUUGAGCAAUUGAGCCACGAAUUGGCUCUACGCUUUGCGUCCAAAUGUUACUCACACCUGGAGAUCGCUCACUACAAAGACAACUUCAAGACCCUAGCCGACCAUCAAGAGGAUCUCGAGUAUUGGAAAGAGGACACCUUAUGUCGCUUUCUUGCUUUACCCGAACCCCUCAAGGCUGGGCCAGUCAUAUACCAGAUGUGCACCUAUCUAGGAGCAUUUCCAUUUCCAGCUCUCGCACCAUGUAUAUUGACCAGAGAAGCCAUGCUGAAGAUCGUGACCAUCAUGACCGGUAGGUACAAGAAAGUCUUGAAACGAGGCGACCAGGACAAAGCCAAAUUGUUAUUUCGAAGUCUGGCGGUGUUCGACCGAAAAGCCAGCGUUUCUUUACCCAAGGAGAAACCGGACAUGGAUGCACUUGUUCGUGAUCAAUUACCCGAUGACAUGAUGAAGGAACGAGAAGUACAAGAAGGCAUGCAGUCUCAUGCUUCGGGAUUUGCUAUCGACGAACCCGCAAACGACGAUGAGGACGAGGAUGACGAUGACCUGGCACUUGCUGCGCUGGACGCACUGGACGCGAUCGAAGUCUUCAAGCAAGACCAGCGAACAGAUCGCAAGAUUCAUCACGCCAUGAUCCCUGCAGACAACCUCAAGAAGCUAAUCAUGUUUCUACUGCUCAUCGCUGGUCUCGAACCAUUGACACCACUUGGUAGCUACGGAGACAAAAUGGACUCAGAGAAACUGCAGGCGCUGAAUGUAUCAGCCGAUGCCACUGUCGCCGCAUUCGACCCCGACGCGCACAACAAUGGCGUCCGGUACGCGAACUUCGUCAAAACUGUCGCUACAGCGAUCCCUGAGCUUUUCGACCCUCUCAACAACCUCUUCGAACAUUUCUUGUUUAGCAAAAACAUCAACUUGAACAAACACCGCGACACACCGGAACCCAUCAUCACCAUCGAACCCAAACCCUCACCUAUAUACCGCAACCCCGAGGACGACAGCUAUUCCAUAUUCACCGACACACUCCUCUCCCAAAUGUCCAUGUCCCUCAAACUAUUCAACCCGUCAGGCUCGUUACUCAACAUCUUUGCUUCAGGCGCAAGAUUCAAUCGCCUCUACUCGUCCUCCUCAGAUGGGACAUCCCUCAGCUCCUUCUCAAGACAAGUCAUGUCCUGGCAAUCAGGCACUUUACUGCUCAUUUCGGGCAGCCUGAACGAUACGCCCGAGCCGAGCAAGACGAUAACCCUAGGCGCAUACAUGCCCGAGAAAUGGCACGACCCCAGCUCCGGUUCCGGCUCCAGACCACCACCAUCAUACGAGGGCCCGAAACCAUGCCUCUUCCAGCUUCAACCGCGCCAGGCAGUCUUCGCCGCGAACCCGUACAACCGCACAACCCCGUGGUCCUAUUUCUCAAACAAGACGGGUAUAGCACUAGGCUGCGUCAUCCCCCAGCAAUCACGGACGAACGCGGCUCCUCUUGCGCCCGUUCUCGGACCCGUAGGUCUGCUGAUCGACAGGGACAUGUCGACUGCGACGUUCCAGCACGACGGCCAGGCAGGAACAGGCGCGUUCGUGACCGAUCCGGGUCUCGAAACGGCGCAGACGCACCAGCCCACGACCGCGCAGCGGAAGAAAGUCGAGUUCGACAUCGAUAGUCUCGAGGUCUGGGGGAUCAGUUUCCCCGAACAAGGCGCGGGGGAGGAUGAACUUACGAAACAGAAGAAGCGUCUUGCUUGGGAAGAGGCUGAGGCUGCGAGACGGCGUGGAGUCAAUUUCGGUGGGGAUAAGGAUGGCGCGAGAGCGCUGCUCGAGAUGGCGGGCUUAGUAGGAGACAAGGCUGGGACCAGAAGUGGUGGAUCAGUAUAGCGAAAAGUGUGAGAACAUA